CAAAAAGUUCAUUGCGCGAUACCGUUCGCGUGCCGCAUUUUUAGGUACAAUAACCGUUAAUAUACGUAAUAUACGUUUACUUAUAAAAUAACCAGGAAAGAUCAAAUAUCAAUAUCAUCAUGUCGGCGGGGUUCCUUUUUGGAGCAACACCAACCCAAAGCACCCAGGCGGCUGCGACCAGCCUGACGGCAACUCCAGCCAGUGCACCAGCCACCGGUCUGUCAAUGAUGUAUGGCACACCAGCUGGUGGCGUCGCCAGUGGCACAGCAGGCGCCGCUAAGACGAUAAGCUUCGCGACUCCCGCGACCGCCGCCACGACGGGAUUCUCCUUCGGAACGCCGGCGCCCUCUACGGCAGCUACGGCGGCACCCGCCGCAGGGUUCGGAUACGCCACGCCGGCGUCUACCGCCGCAGCUGGCGCCCUCACCGGAUUCAACAUGACUGCGCCGGCGACCACCGCCGCGGGAUUCGGCGGCAUAGGGGGCACCACGGGCGCGUCGACGCUCGGCAUGUUCGGGAAGGGAGCGACGACGAUGGCGGCGGCGGGAGGUGGGAUCGGAGGGUUGGGAGGGACGACUGGGUUCACCGGCCUCGGAGCAGCGACGACGACAACGACCCUCAACACUGGUCUAGGCGGAAGCUUCGGCGGCAUCGGCGCGGCGACGAAGACGACCGGCAUGGGAUUCGGCCUAGGUGGCGCCGCCGCUCCGGCGUCCGCGUUCGCUCCCGCGGCUUCGACGAUGGCGGCGGCGAAGGGUCUAGGUGGCGUUGGCAUCACUGAGCAGGCGUCAGCUGCCGUCACAGGCAAGAGUGAGAACAAGGCGGUAAAGGAGACCAGCUUACCGAAUGAGAUCAGUCACACCGUGGAAGAGUUCAAGUGAAGAGCGAGAA
Priapulus caudatus is the source of this 891-nucleotide messenger RNA. Its product is annotated as probable nucleoporin Nup54. The transcript is spliced from 7 exons. The record is from RefSeq and is a predicted model, not a curated record. NCBI's taxonomy places the organism in Eukaryota, Metazoa, Priapulida, Priapulimorpha, Priapulimorphida, Priapulidae. The coding region runs from base 120 to 881 and encodes 253 amino acids.